AUACCGUGGAACAUAAAGUGUAAAGUUAGUUCAACUUCCGUCGAAAGAGAAGUAUUGAAAGUCAGAAACAUGAAGUACCUGUCUGCUCUUCUUUGCCUUUUUUUGUGCUACCAACUGUCCACACAAAUUCCACAUCACCAUUUUGGUAAACAUGGGCCACAUAAGGAAAUGAUAGAAUGUUUGGAACGUUCAGAACUAACAAUGGAGGAAUUGGAGGAGUAUAGGCGUUCAGAUGAGAUACAGGCUCAAUUAUUAAAUGGUGAAGGGGACUUCAAGAAGUAUGGAUGUUUCCUGGCAUGUAUAUUCCAACAACAUGGUCUGAUGGAAGGAUCCUCUCUAAAUGUAACCCUGAAAGAACACCAUAAGCAUUUCAACCACUCUGGUGAAUCCAGUGAAAGAAUGGCGCAGUUUUUGAAAAGUCGGGACGAUUGCAUAGCCACUGCGGAGGAUGCGGGCGACGAGUGCGAUGUCGCUUUAGCUUUCGAGGUAUGCAUGUACAAAAACCUUGACAACGGUAACCAUUCGUGAACGAACGUGUACUACGCAAACGAUAAUUAUAGCUCAUGCAUUAUAAACAUUCUAAUAAAUAAUUUGUAGACUUAAAAAACGCAA
Nomia melanderi (Alkali bee) is the source of this 612-nucleotide messenger RNA. RefSeq names its product odorant binding protein 12 (gene Obp12). NCBI's taxonomy places the organism in Eukaryota, Metazoa, Arthropoda, Insecta, Hymenoptera, Halictidae. Gene Ontology annotation, molecular function: odorant binding. The record is from RefSeq and is a predicted model, not a curated record.